AUGGUGAAAGAACUUAAGAAGAAACAUAGGUUGAAUAUGUUAGGUUUGGUAGAGACUAAAAGACAAUUAGUAACAAGGUUUGAUGUUAUGAAAAUCUGGGGGAAUAGUUGUGUGGAGUGGGAGUAUAUGGGGCCUGACGGUGCAUCUGGUGGGUUGUUGUUAAUGUGGGAUGAUGGUUUCUUUAAAAUGAGAAAUUGCUAUAAAGGAUUUCUAAGGAUAGUUAAGGAGGAAUGGAGAGGGUUAGAAGAGGUACAAUUCACCGAUAAACUGAAGGCGUUGACGGUUCCUUUGGAAAGAUGGCAUAGAGACAACUUUGGUGAUAUGGACAAGAAAAUUAUGAAGUUUGAGGAAGAGAUUAAGAAGAUUGAUGACAUGGUUGGUAAUGAGAGUUAUGAUGGGACAGUGGAAGUAAGAAGGAAGGCGCUAAUUACUUGUUGCGAGAAAUGGUAUGUGAGGAAAGAACAACAUUGGAAGCAGAUGUCGAGGUCGAGGCAUGCGAGGGACAUGGAUAAAAACAUGAGAUAUUUCCACAACUUAGCUUCUGCAAGAAGGAGAAAUAAUAGGAUUGAUACUCUGGUUAUUAAUGAAAGAUUGAUAAGGAAUCAAGCUAGGAUUAUUAAGAUUGCCAUCAGGGAGUUUUAUAAGGGCUUAUAUCAUCAAGAGAGGUCUCCUAUGGUGGGUUUCAGAGAUGGUUUGGUGGAAAGGAUUAGCAAGGAGGAUGCUUUGGCUUUAGAGAUGCUACCGUCACCUAAGGAGGUUAGAGAGGCAGUGUGGGAUUGUGAAUCUUCCAAGGCUCCAGGAAGUGACGAUUACAACAUGAAUUUCAUAAAGAAGUGCUGGAAUAAAAUUGGCUCGGAGUUCACGGCAGCGGUACUGGUUUUUUUCCAAUCUUCUAGGUUGUCAUCAGAUGCUAAUGUCACUUGGGUGGCGCUGGCCCCCAAGUUUACUGGUGUUAAGAAAAUCAAAGAUCUGCGUUCGAUAAGCAUAGUGGGGUGUAUGUAUAAGGUAAUCUCGAAGAUGCUGGUUAGGAGAAUGAGAGAUGUUAUGCCUGGGUUAGUGGGUGAGACGCAGAGCGCUUUUGUCAAGGGUCGGAAGAUUCAUGAUUCCAAGUUUACUGGUGCUAAGGAAAUCAAAGACCUGCGACCAAUUAGCAUGGUGGGGUGUGUGUAUAAGGUGAUCUCGAAGUUGCUGGUGAGGAGAAUGCGAGCAAUUAUGCCAGGGCUAGUAGGUGAGACACAGAGUGUUUUUGUCAAAGGUCGAAAGAUUCAUGAUGGGACCCUUAUCGCAUGUUUAGUGGAUAGUGGAUCAAACAGAGGAAGAAAUAAGCGACAAUAA
Messenger RNA from Arachis ipaensis, 1335 nucleotides. NCBI's taxonomy places the organism in Eukaryota, Viridiplantae, Streptophyta, Magnoliopsida, Fabales, Fabaceae. The record is from RefSeq and is a predicted model, not a curated record.